Messenger RNA from Blepharisma stoltei, 4715 nucleotides. The record is from the annotation of a GenBank genome assembly. NCBI's taxonomy places the organism in Eukaryota, Ciliophora, Heterotrichea, Heterotrichida, Blepharismidae.
AUGGAACUAAUUUUAAUAGCUCAGCAUUUCUAUACGAGCAAUCCGAUAGAGAAUUAUGAUGAAGAUAGAUGCAGAUAUAUAAAUAGAAAAGCGGUGCAGGCACCUAUUAUUACACUUUAUGGAAGGAUGAGAGAUGGGACGAGGGCGGCAUUGCAUAUCCAUGGGGUAAAAAAUAUUUAUUCUUCCCCUUUUUAGGGGGAGAAAAAAUUCUAUUUUAGGAAAAUUAGCACCUUUCUUUAGUGAGAAAUAAACGAAUUUGUAAUUAAUCAUUAUAAUAAUAUGAUCUUCAGCUAAUUAUAAUAAAUUUUAGAAUAACUUGGAUCUUAAACAUUAAUUUUAAAUUAGAGUAGAUUUUGAUUUCAAAUAUUUAAAUGAAAUUUUUAAUUUAUUUAAAUUGGAAUAAAAGAUGAAAUUAAAUAAUUGACCUUUUUUGGCGAAUAUUUUGCUCACUAGUUAGCCAGAAGGGUGAGUUAGUAUUAUCCUUUUUUCUAUGUGCAAUUACCUAAACCCUUCUGUGAGCAGAAAAGAUCAUUUGAAAAUCCUGCUUUUUGUAAAUUAAACCCCUUUAGUGAAUGGGCAGAAAAUCUUUUUUAUAAAAUAAACAAUGACUCUUAUUAUUAAAUCUCUAUCUUAUUUUAUUGGAUUUACGCAGCUUCCAAAACUUAAAUUUUAUAAAUCUCAUUGUAUUUAGAUUUAAAAAUUUUGAUGUUUUAAAUUUUAAAAGCACCUAUUGAGAGUGAGCAAAGCUAUCAAUGUCAAAUAAGGGAAGUAAAGAUUUUGAGCCAAAUUUUGAAGAAAUGACUGAAAUAUUAGAAAAAGAAAUUAAUUCAGGUAAAAAACAAGGUAUUCCAAUUAUCCACGAUAUGCAGAUCGUUGAGAAAAUUCCAUUUUACGGAUUUCAUACAGAAAAGGUCAGAUUUAUCAAAAUUUCAGUUUACUCAACUGAAAACGUAAAAAAAGUGGCUGAAAUCUGCUGUGAUGGAAUCUGUGGCAUUAGGCUUCAGCCUUAUGAAGCUCAUAUUGACGUUUUUCAGCAGCUCUACACUGAUUACAAUUUUGCAGGAAUGGAAUGAAUUAAAUCCAAAAAAGCCUUUUUUAGGCAGCCUUGCAUUCUUCCCUCAGCUCCUACUCACAACAUCAAUAAAUCCACCUAUUGUGAAAUUGAGGCCGACUGCAUGCAUUAUGACUUAGAAAGGUCUGAAGUCGCCCCUCCUCAUAAUUUUGGACAAAUUUCUAUGCCUUCUAUAUUAGGUAUCUGAUUUGUAAAAAAUAUAUAGAAAGAGUUCGAAAGAAGAAUGAAAAGUAACGAAAGUAUGCAUGAACGUAUAUCAAAACUCCCUGAAAAUUACAAUUUUACAUAUGAUUUUAUCCAAUCUCCUGAGCAUAAACAUCAGCUGCUAUAUUUAAAAUCAUUGCCAAAGGAUAAUUUAGAUAUUUUAAGUGCUAAUCCUCCUACAAAUUACGCAACAGUGAAUAUGGUAGAUGAAGACGAUUAUAAACUAUUAGAUGAUAUUAUUGAUACAUCAAAGCCUAAUUUAAUAGAAAAUAAAAUAAAUGCUGAAAUGAUGAAGCUGGAUUAUAUUUCUCCAGCACAAACGUAUUAUAAUUGAUAUUAAAUUAGAUAUUUUUAUAUUAUGAAAAAAAUUAGUUAAAAUAUUUAUUUUAAAAAUAAUUUAAUUUAGAGGGAUUUACCAUGAAAAAAGACUAAAAGAUUUUACUGAAAGAAUGACAAGUGCAAGGGUAAGGAAAUUUUUUUUCUCGCAAAAUUAUAAUGAAAACUUGAAUUUUUCAAUUGGCUUUGCUUAUGAAUAUUCGCCGCAGCCACCAAAAUAUGAAGAUGUUUUGGAAUCAUCUCAGUACAGCGUAAGAAUAGUAAAUCAACCUUUAUUUUUAGGCACAAAAAAUAAAAUAAUAAUCCAAGGAAUCACAAAUCCAGAAAUCUUAUCAAAUGAAAAUUACAAAAAUCUCCCCGAUUUCGCACAUAAGCUUGCAAAAAAUCAAAUAAAAGCUGAUCCUUUUCAAAAUAGCUAUCUUUAUAAGCCUAUUCCUCCGAAAUAUAAUGAUAUUUUUCAGCUUUCGCAGAGCGAAAGCUCAUUAACUAAUUCACAAGCUAUUAACCUUCAGCCUGUAAAAGCUUAUGUCCCCACCCCUCCUCAAAAAUCCCACAAUUCCUAUGUGACUACCUUUUUUUUAGAAAUUUUUUGUGAAACUCGAGGUUCUCUUCUUCCUGACCCAAAAAUUGACCCUAUAAGAUUUAUAGUCUACAAAGUCCAUGACGACUUAAAUCGAGCUGAAGAAGGGCUUAUCCAGUUUGGUCACAAAUCCUCAUGCUAUAUAAGAAGCAAAUACUCCUUUAAUGUGACUUAUGUAAAUACAGAAAAAUUGCUUAUAGAAUGAAUAACAUUAAAAAUCCAAAAAUCUGAUCCCGAUUUUAUUAUAGGUUUUGAGACUGAGAGAGCUAGUAUUGGAUAUUUAAUGAAAAGGGCAAAAGCUAUAAAAUAUGACAUGCCUUCACAAAUAAGCAGACUUUUUAAGUUUUCUGCAUUUAAUCCUGGCAAAAUAGGUGGACAGAAAAUACCUGGGAGGAUGAUAUUGACUGCAUGAAGAAUUGUGAAGGCUGAGGAGAAUUAUUAUUCUUAUAAUUUUCAUAAUUUGGUGUAUCUGGUAUUAAAUGUGAGGCUGCCUUAUUAUUCAUCAGAAACUUUAACAAGGUUUUUUGCUGAAAAUAGGUAUCUUGUUUAUGAUUAUAUUUGAGACAUUUUAAGCUGAAUUUAUUGAAUAAAGCUAGCAUUAUAAGUCUAAAAGCAUUUUUUAAAUAAAAAUAAACCCUAGUAGAGUCCUAAUUCAGUUGAAAAAUAUAUAGUUCAUACAGAAAAGUUAAUAGACCAUUACACAAUUAUAGAGAGAAAUGUGCUGUUAGCCCAAGUAUACUGUAUGGACCUUCCUAGUGUAUUUACCAGAGGUUCCCAGUACCGAGUUGAAGCUUUAAUGAAAAAAAUUAUUAAAUCUUCUGAUUAUUUGCUACUUUCUGCUAUGAAAUCCCAAAUUCAAUCACAAAAAGAGCUGGAAAUUAUUCCAUUAGUUGUUGAGCCUGAAAAAAAGUUUUGAGUUGACCCAGUUAUUGUCCUGGAUUUUCAGUCUCUUUACCCCUCCCUUAUGAUUGCUUAUAAUCUCUGCUAUUGCACUUGCCUUGGAAAGCUCAAUGCUCAGCCCUACAAAAAAUUCGGUGUAACAACCAUGAAAGGCAGCAUUUAUAGUGGUGAAAACGAUAUAUUAAUAGCUCCAAACAAUGUAGGGUACAUAAAUUGGACCAGAAGGCGAGGAAUUUUGCCUAGAAUGAUGUAUGAGCUAUUACAGACCAGAAUUAUGAUCAAAAAUGCAAUGAAAAAAGUCGAUAAAAAAUCUAUUGAAUAUGUCCAAUUAUUUUCCCAACAGCUAGGAAUAAAACUUCUUUGUAAUACCACAUAUGGAUAUACAGGGGCUGGGCAGUCAGGGAGGAUGCCAUGCAAUGAUAUUGCUGACACAAUUGUGGCGCUAGGAAGAAAAACAUUAGAAGCUGCAAUAUAUUUGGUUGAAAAUAAUCCUAAAUGAGAUGCUAAAGUUAUAUAUGGGGAUACUGAUUCUAUGAUGAUAAAGCUAGGAGGAAGAACGGUAGAGCAAGCUUUUCAGGUAGGAAAAGAAAUUGCCAAUGCAAUUAAUCAGUCAAAUCCUAAGCCUGUAGAAAUCUUGUUAGAAAAAGUUUAUUGUCCUAUGAUAACACUAGCAAAAAAGCAUUAUACAGGCUGAAAAUAUGAAAAACCAGACUCAGUGCCUGUGUUUGAAGCUAAAGGUAUAGAAACUGUCAGAAGAGAUAUAUCUAUUUAUAAUGCCUCGCCUUAAUUUUAUAAUAAAUUGAAAAAUUCAAUAUAAAUUGAGAUAAUUGUCCAUUAUCAGCCACUAUAUUACAAAAGGCUUUAACAGUCCUUUUUUCAAAAGACGUGUCUCAGCUUUAUGAUUUUUUAUGUAACGAAUGGAAUCAAAUUUUGACAGGAAAAGCCAGAAUAAUUGAUUUUAUUUUUCAUGAAAAAGUAUCUCUAGAUGCCUAUAAAAACCCUCCUCCAGCUUAUAUUAUAUCAAAACGAAAAGAAGACCAAGAUAGAAUGGCCAAACCUCUAUGAGGCGAAAGAAUAGGCUACGUCGUUAUUUCAGGAAAACCAGGGGAUAAUUUAUCAGACCAGGUUGUUAGCCCUGAGGAUUUUUUAGCUAACCCUGACUAUCAGCUGAAUAGUUCUUAUUAUAUUGAAAGAAAUCUUAAUACAAUUCUAAACAGACUGCUUGAAACAGCUGGAAUUGAUGUAUUUGCAUGGUACCAAAAAUACCCUAAAAGGAGAGGAAAUACACAACUAUUAAACAAUAAGCCAUUGGCAAAAUCUGGGUCAGCAAGAUUAGAUAGGUAUUACCAGCCUGCACAUUGCAUUAUUUGUAAAUGUAUCUCGCAAACUGAUUUUUGUGAGUCGUGUGGGAAUGAUACACAAAAAUUGAAUUUAGGGAUACAGAUUGUGCUUAAACAAGAGGAAAAAAAAUUGAAAAAUCUCGAUGAUAUAUGUAGAGCUUGUACUGGAUGUGUCAGAGAUAUUGAAUGUAUUUCGUUGGAUUGUCCUAUUUAUUUAGAAAAAAAUAAAAUAAAAAGAGAAUUUGAAGGAAAAUUGCUAAAAAUGCAUAAAAAAUUGAAAUAA